AUGCAUGCUCCUACGGUCACCCUUUGGGAAAAAGUCAAGCGUGUGUUGAGGUAUGUCAAAGGGACUCUAUCUUAUGGUUUACGUAUCCAAAAAUCUGAGUCUAGAGAAUUGAAUGCCUUCUCUAACUCAGACUGGGCUGGUUGUCCUAAGGAUCGUAAGUCAACCAGUGGUUAUGCUGUUUUUCUUGGAUCAAAUCUUGUGUCUUGGGUGUGCAAGAAGCAAAGAACUAUGGCCAGAUCUUCUAUGGAGGCUGAAUACAAGGGUCUAGCUGAUGUUUGUGCUGAGAAAGCAACAAAGUUUGCAACAUUUUCAUCAGACGGGUUAUCUGUUGUUUCCUCUUCAUCAUCACUUAGGGUAGACACAGACAUAGAUUUCUUUCUUUUGAGUGGCCGAUUUAGGGUUUUAGCUGUGUCUGUGGAUGUAGUUCUGAAGUGCCCGACUCAUCCAGUCUAG
Ipomoea nil (Japanese morning glory) is the source of this 453-nucleotide messenger RNA. RefSeq lists its product as uncharacterized. NCBI's taxonomy places the organism in Eukaryota, Viridiplantae, Streptophyta, Magnoliopsida, Solanales, Convolvulaceae. The transcript has 3 exons. The record is from RefSeq and is a predicted model, not a curated record. Bases 1 to 453 code for a protein of 150 amino acids.